AGCCCUGCCGGUUACUUUCCCUACAUCAGGCUUAAUGGGUUAAAAGCACCGAGCUCUCCUGCCUAGAGAACCCGCAGCCAAAGCGGAGACAUUAUUAAUAAUAUUGUUGUUAUUAUUGUUUUUUAAAAAGUUCCAUAGAAUUCCUCUUCCUGUCCCGCCCCCUUGGUUGAGUAUCUUUUUGAGUCGUUCCGAAGUUUGGAAUUAUUAUUAUUUUUUGCAAUUUUGCCGCGGCUGCAAAGGAGUCAGCGCCUUUUGGGAGCGGAGCUGGAUUCGGAAACCAAAAUGGAGGAACAGGAACCUGCAGGACCCGAACCACAGGAGACUUUGGAGGGGGGAGCCCGAGACCUUCACGUCGUUCAGGUCGGGGCCACCGGGGAGUUGAUGGAAGGGGCCACGCCUCAGCAGUUUAAAAGGGAGCCGGAGGACCAUUGUUGGGAGUCCCAGCUGCAGGACUUCUUGAAGGCGAUGCAGCCCUCCCGUUCGGGAUGGAGGAACCCCCAACCACCCCAGUAUUCACUAGGAGAAGACACCAAGUAUUUCCAGACCUCCUUCAAGGGAGGGGCUGAAGGUGGCCGGUGGCCUAAGGUCGAGUGCAUGGACCAGAGCCCCCCGGGCCUCAGUGGAGACACCAGCAAGGCCUACGAGAGCAGCCGAGAGUCACCGGUGAAAGUGAAGGAGGAGGUUCUGGACGAGGAUCUGGUCAACGUCGAGAUGAGGCGGCAGCGCUUCCGCCUCUUCUGCUAUGAGGAGGCCGAGGGGCCCCGAGAGGUUUGCAACAAGCUCUGGGAACUUUGCCACCAGUGGCUGCGGCCGGAGACUCACAGCAAGGAGCAGAUCCUGGAAUUCCUGAUCUUGGAGCAGUUUCUGACUGUCCUGCCUCCGGAAAUGCAGAGCUGGGUCAGGGACCAGGGCCCCGAGACUUGCACCCGAGCCGUAGCCCUGGCAGAGCGGUACCUGCAAGAGUCCGAGGAACCUGAACAUAAGCUGUCAGGCUCCUUGGAGAAGCCAUUUAACUCUCCCAUGUCAGAUCAUUCGCCAGCUGCUGUCCUGAAGAUGCAGCUCCCCUUGGAGGAAAAGCAGGAGGAUGACUGGGAGGCCACCUUGUCUGGCAAUGAGCAAGUGCAAGAUGAUGACGAGGAGGAGUCAUCCUUUCAGGCCGACCGGCCUGAUCAAGUGGGUAUUGGUGGAGCAUCGCUGGAAAGAGCCAAAGGGAAAGGGUUCCAGGGCCUUGAGAUGGACGGGAAGACUGAAAGUCGCCAGGGGCCAGAAGGUCUCCUGGAAAGCCCUCCUGGGAAGGCCGCCAAGCUUUCUGAGGAAGGUGAGAGGGGCUUACGCGAAGGUUCCUCCCAGGAGGGAACCCACAGGCACGCUGACUCGGGGGAAAGCUCCUGCCAGAGCUUUGGCCAUCAGGAAAUGCAGCCGAUUGAAAAGCCCCACAAAUGCUCCUUUUGCGGGGCGAGCUUCUACGAGAGAACCCACCUGGUGAUCCACGAGAGGAUCCACACCGGGGAGAAGCCCUACAAGUGCUCGGUGUGCGAGACCUGGUUCUCGCACCCCUCUGAGCUCAUGAGGCACGAGGAGACCCACAUGCCCGAGAAGCCUCACAAGUGCGCGGUCUGCGGGAAGAGCUUCAACCAGAAAGCCUCCCUGAUCACCCACGAGAGGACCCACACGGGAGAGAAGCCGUACGAGUGCUCCGAGUGCGGGAAGAGCUUCAGCACCAGCUCCCAGCUCAUCACGCACAAGAGGGUCCACACGGGAGAGAAGCCCUACAGCUGCUCGUACUGCGGCAAGAACUUUAACCAGAAAGCCUCCCUCAUCACCCACAAGCGGACCCACACGGGAGAGAAGCCCUACGAGUGCACGCUGUGUGGGAAGAGCUUCAGCGCCUGCUCGCAGAUCAUCAACCACAUCCGGGUGCACACCGGAGAGAAGCCCUACGAGUGCUUGGAGUGCGGGAAGCGCUUCGGGAGCAGCUCCCACCUCACCGACCACAAGAGGACCCACACGGGCGAGAAGCCGUACAAGUGCCCUGACUGCGGCAAGAACUUCAGCCGGAGCUCCAACCUGACGGCGCACAGCCGGAUCCACACGGGAGAGAAGCCAUAUAUAUGCUCAGGGUGCGGCAAGAGCUUCCGGCAGAAAGCCUCCCUCAUCACACACAAGAGAACCCACACGGGAGAGAAGCCUUUCGAGUGCUCCGAGUGCGGCAAGAGCUUCAUCUCGAGCUCUCGGCUCGUCAGCCAUAAGCGGGUACACACGGGGGAGAAGCCCUACGAGUGCUUGGAGUGCGGGAAGUGCUUCAUUUCCAGCUCCCACCUCCUAAGUCACAAGAGGGUCCACACGGGAGAGGAGCCAUAUAAAUGCGCAUAGAGCGGGGAGAAGCUUUGGUCACUAGGCUGGCCCUCCUGAUGGGGCCACUUCACCCAUCGCCCCGGCCAGGAAUCUUGUAAAUCAGGGAUGGCCUUAGCUUCUGUAAUCUCGAGGGCCGUUUUUAUUCUCUACACCUAACAUUAAGGCGCGGAAUCUCUCUUACAAUUUAGAAAGAAGACACGUAUAUUUUUUCUCUCCAUAGGUAUAAAUUUCCUCCAAAGGCUGGUCAUUCAUCCUGGCUGUUAAGGCUUGCUGGUGUGAUGGGCAUCAACAUGGCUAGGCCUGUGGUUUGUGCAGAUCUCCCAGCCUCCAGCCCAUGAGGAGUGCGCAAGCGUGGCACAUGUGCAUGCUGCAUUCCCCACCUCCAUCCCCCAUGCAUAAGGGGAGAUGCGCACAUUCGGCUGGAGGGACCCAUGGUCUGACUUGGCACAAAGUCAGCUUUCUUCUUAUUGUGCCUGCCUCCUGCCUGUGAUCCCCAGCUGGCAAACUCUGCGGACCAUCCCUGAGGUCAAGGGAAGGGCCGUGGCUCACUGGUAGUACACAAGCUAUGCAUGUGCAAGGUUCCGGACUCAGUCCCCACAGCCUCCAGCUAGGGCUGGGAGAAUCCUGUGCCUGGAACCAUAGAGAGCUGCUCACGGUCAGUGUAGAAAGUUCUGAGCCAGAGGGACCUGCGGGUUGACUGUAUAAGGUAACUUCCUGUGUUCUGGUGACUCUCUUUGGGUCAGGGAUGGGGCCCUCUGCCUGGUGCUGAACUGCAGGUCCCAUCACCCUUCUCUGCUGGCCAUGUCAGCCAGGGCCAAUGGGAGUUGGGAGUCAACAACAUCUGGAAGUUCCCUAUCGCUGCCGCAGAGAAUAGCCAAGGUGGAGGGUGGGCGCGGUUUGGCAUGGAGAUGAGCAA
Molecule: messenger RNA, 3271 nt
Organism: Podarcis raffonei (Aeolian wall lizard)
Lineage: Eukaryota; Metazoa; Chordata; Lepidosauria; Squamata; Lacertidae
Product: zinc finger and SCAN domain-containing protein 2-like
Exons: 4
Coding region: 283-2373 (696 amino acids)
Biological process (GO): regulation of transcription by RNA polymerase II
Molecular function (GO): RNA polymerase II cis-regulatory region sequence-specific DNA binding; DNA-binding transcription factor activity, RNA polymerase II-specific
Source: RefSeq, a predicted model, not a curated record